Messenger RNA from Periophthalmus magnuspinnatus, 3100 nucleotides. It is a transcript of the gene fbxl20, whose product is annotated as F-box and leucine-rich repeat protein 20. Gene Ontology annotation, cellular component: SCF ubiquitin ligase complex. The transcript is spliced from 16 exons. Gene Ontology annotation, molecular function: protein binding. Gene Ontology annotation, biological process: SCF-dependent proteasomal ubiquitin-dependent protein catabolic process. The coding region runs from base 175 to 1485 and encodes 436 amino acids. The record is from RefSeq and is a predicted model, not a curated record. Lineage: Eukaryota; Metazoa; Chordata; Actinopteri; Gobiiformes; Gobiidae.
GGAUAGAAAGCUGCAGGCAGUAGAGGGAGGAGAGCUAAAACACAAAAAAGCUACGGAGAGGACGGUAGCAUGCGACCCGCGGAGGGGAAACGGCAAAAACAGGGCCCCAAUCUGCAAAUUACUGCAACUAGUCCGCAUUCAUUGAGUCUGUAAGCACCAACAGCAGUGUUCAACAUGGGGAAAGAGGUAAACGGAGUGUCUCGGAGUCGAUUUGAGAUGUUCACAAACAGCGAUGAGGCUGUCAUCAACAAGAAGCUGCCUAAAGAGCUGUUGCUACGAAUAUUCUCUUUUCUGGACGUGGUGACGCUCUGCCGCUGCGCUCAGGUCUCCAGGUCGUGGAACGUCCUGGCGUUAGACGGCAGCAACUGGCAGCGAAUCGACCUCUUCAACUUCCAGAGAGACAUAGAGGGUCGUGUGGUGGAGAACAUCUCAAAGCGAUGUGGGGGCUUCCUCAGGAAGUUAAGCCUGCGAGGGUGUCUCGGUGUGGGGGACAGCGCCCUGAGGACUUUUUCCCAAAACUGCAGGAACAUCGAGCUGCUGAGUUUGAACGGCUGCACCAAGAUCACAGACAGCACAUGUAACAGUCUCAGUAAGUUCUGCCCCAAACUGAAGCAUUUGGACCUCGCCUCCUGUACCUCCAUCACCAACCUGUCACUCAAAGCACUCAGUGAGGGCUGUCCUAACUUGGAGCAUCUCAACAUCUCGUGGUGUGAUCAGGUGACCAAAGACGGGAUCCAGGCGUUGGUCCGGUCUUGUCCCGGGCUCAAAGGGCUGUUCCUCAAAGGGUGCACACAGCUCGAAGAUGAGGCUUUGAAGCACAUAGGCGCUCACUGUCCAGAGCUGGUCACUCUCAACCUGCAGACGUGCUCACAGAUCACAGACGAGGGCCUCAUCACCAUCUGUCGAGGGUGUCACCGGCUGCAGUCGCUCAAAGUGUCCGGCUGCGCCAACAUCACAGACGCCAUCCUGCACGCCCUGGGCCAGAACUGCCCCCGCCUCAGAAUACUUGAAGUGGCUCGCUGCUCUCAGCUUACAGACGUCGGCUUCACUACAUUAGCGCGGAAUUGUCAUGAACUGGAGAAGAUGGAUUUAGAAGAAUGUGUUCAGAUCACAGACGGGACCCUGAUCCAGCUGUCGAUACACUGCCCUCGUUUGCAAGUCUUGAGUUUGUCCCACUGUGAGCUCAUAACAGACGAUGGGAUCAGACACUUGGGGAGCGGGCCUUGUGCUCAUGAUCGUUUGGAGGUGAUCGAACUGGACAACUGCCCCCUGAUCACCGACGCCUCCCUGGAGCAUCUCAAGACCUGCCACAGUCUGGACCGUAUCGAGCUCUACGACUGCCAACAGAUCACACGAGCGGGCAUCAAGAGGCUACGGACUCACCUGCCCAACAUCAAAGUGCACGCGUACUUCGCUCCCGUCACCCCUCCUCCAUCUGUAGGGGGCAGUCGUCAGAGAUUCUGCCGCUGCUGCGUCCUCCUAUGAUGCAAAGACUCCCCCCUCCUCACCUCCCCUCCUUCACUUUUGGCCUGUGACCUUUGACCUGUCGACGCCCCCCCCCACAGCCGCCGGCCUCGCCCCCAAAGACCUAAACGCACACGCCCCCAGCACCGCCCCCUUUCUUUCCCUUCUGGACCUGCAGAGAGAGAGAGGGAGAGAGACAAAAUGAUGACGUUUUAAAUAGACACAGGUGAAUAUCCAAAACAUAAAAUCACAAAUAUUAAAUUCACAAACACCAGGUUUAAGUCAAUAGGUGGAUGCUAUUUACCUGUUGCUAAGCUCCUCCCAACUUUUUAAUUUAGCCAUUUGAUUUUAAAGUGGGAGUGUUAUGCAAAAUCAACUUUUCUGAGCUUUUCUACCAUGUUCUAACACUGUUCCCCCAUCAAAAACAUGCCUGAAGAGGUUUUAAAUGUCAUCCAUGCAUGUUUGAGUAAUCUAGCAAUCUCUUGCCCUGUUCAAACCCUCCUCACGGUUAGCUGUAAGAUUCUGUUCAAGAAUGCACCCACAAGUCUAUGUCACCCACGUUUCCAGACGACAAUUCUCCAUAAAUAUUCAAAAACAUGAUACAAAACUGUACACAACAACUUUACAAACCUGAUGCGAUGUGCAGUAGUUUCAUUAGCGCCAACUGUUGAUGUGAUAGAGAUGUGAAGGGGUGUGAUUUUUGACUUGAGCAUCAAAAAUGAAAGUGAAACUUAUAAAACAUGUUAACACGUCUACAUACAAAUACAAAUAUAGCAUUUUUCAAACAAUAAAAGGAAACAUGGAUACGUUUUGUGUUACAGUUAAUAUCCCAUAGAAGUAAAAUACCCCCCUCUUUAAUACCCCAUAGAAGUUAGCUCAAUGAGAAGAAACGACUAGAACAUGAGUAAACGCUCUAAAAGUUGAUUUUUCAGAAUAGGUUUCAUUUAAGAUGUUUAUUUGAAAGUCCUAUUAAGAUAACUGCGUAUUGCGAUUGGUUCAUGGUAAAAGGAGGCGGGGCUUAGUAACGGGUCAAUUAGCAUAAAUACAAAACUAUUAUUACAGUGAAUUUUAGAGAUGAAAAAUCGGGUCACCAAAGUUUAGUAAAUUAAUGUUAAAAUGAUCACUGCUUAUAUCAAAUCAAAAACACUUUACUUGUUCAGCACUUUGAGUAUUUGGGGGGUUUAAUUAGCCACAAGAGCAGUGUUCAAAGCUAAACGCUCUGCUACCUCACGAUCGGCGUUCACACCUGUAUUAAUGUGUAGUAACAAUAGUGGUGUUAAAAUGUACCACAAAAGGCAGAUCUGGUCUUUGACUCUUUCGUCAUCGAUGCCUUUAAAAUGGACUAGAAAAACAGCAGGAAACCUUACGGGGUUUAAAAUCUACUUUUGCAGUUGUUUGCACUUUGUUUAUCUAUAGAAGCGGGUCUACCAACGCUUGAAAUGUCCGGGGAGUUUAAAUACUAUACCAGUGUUAAGUGUACAGAGGAACAUUUUAAUAUUUAGGCAUUAAAAUUUGUAAAUAAAAGCUGUAAAAAGAGAGAAUGAAUCAAACUUGUGGUGUAAAGUUAGGCCAGCCACACACUCGCCUCGUCCGAGCGAAUCUGAGCUGUUCUGUUAUGACCUAACCACAAAACAUC